Molecule: messenger RNA, 4053 nt
Organism: Xiphophorus hellerii (green swordtail)
Lineage: Eukaryota; Metazoa; Chordata; Actinopteri; Cyprinodontiformes; Poeciliidae
Product: B-cell receptor CD22-like
Source: RefSeq, a predicted model, not a curated record
UUGCAACUGUGCAACCAUUUCAAUUGGUCUUUCCUUAAAGGAGCUUCCUCUUGCUUCUCUACCCUUUCUGUCCAGCAACAACAAGAAAUGAAGUCCUUUAAAAUACAGCUAACAUUUAAAUCAAUUCACUGCGUAAAGAAAGGACUUCUUGUGUGUUGGUCCGCAGCUUCCCGGAUGUGUUUCAGUUUGGCAAUCAUCUCUUCCUUACUAACUUUUCAGUUUGUCUCGGGCGCUGCGGAUGAUUGUGAGUCCAUUAAGAAUCCAGUCCUGUUCAUCACAACGCCAGAAAAUCUGGAAGCACUGAGUGGAUCGUGUCUACAAGUCCCAUGCCACUUUUCUGCUAAAGAAAGAGCAAGCUUCUCGGGGCAAAACUUUGGGGUGUGGAUCAAAUCAGAUUCUAGGUUUAAAGAAUUCUCAAGAAAUGUGAUUUUCAACAGCAGUGGGUCGAUCAAAACGUAUCCGCUGGAAAUUACGGGAAACCUGGAGAGGCAAAACUGCACAACUGUGUUUCGGAGCUUAACGAGGGAACAUUCAGACACGUACUUCUUCAGAAUUGAACGUACGCAGUUCCAGGCAACAGCUUCCUGCAGUGGAUUUCGCUUAACAGUCAGAGAUUCUCCUCAGCGUCCCAGCAUUAAUCUUCCCUCUGACCUGAAGGAGCAUCAGUCUGUCACUAUAACCUGCUCAGCUUUCACUCCCUGUCCACAAUCACCUCCUGAACUCACCUGGAAUCUCCAACAAGACUCUCUCAGACAAACAGAGAAAAACACAGAUGGAACCUUUACAACUAAAAUCCAGAAGAACAUCACUCUGUCAGACACACAUGAUGGAUACAACAUCAGCUGUUCUGCCAGAUAUCCUGUGAUUGGAGGAAUCAAGACAGCAGAGACAGAAGUGACUCUCAGUGUUUCAUAUUCUCCUAAAGACACCUCAGCAUCCAUCAGUCCAUCAGGUUUGGUGUCAGCAGGUAGCAGGGUGGAGCUGAGCUGCUCCAGCAGAGCCAAACCUCCACCCAGCUUCACCUGGUUCAGGAACAGCAAAGAUGGAGCCACUAAAGUGUCUGUGGGGCCGGUUUACAGACUCCAUAUGACCAACAUGACAGAUUUGGGAAGUUAUUACUGUGAGGCAGAAAAUAUUCUGGGGAGUCAGACAUCUACACCGAGUCAUUUAAAAGACCACGGAACAUUUUGGGGAGCUGCUGCUGGGGGAUUUAUUGCGAUCAUCGUUGUGAUCUGUGGUGCUUACAUUCUUUGGCGCUUGAAGUUUAAACAUUCAGCUUUACGUCAGUCUCAGAAUUCGGGUUUCCAAGAGCCUACCAGCACCGAAGAAAACCAGGACAUCCAUUAUGGAGACAUCGACUUCUCUGCGAUGAGACCGUCGCUUAAAACAGCCCGAGACGAGACGGAUCAGCAGAAUGUUAUGUAUUCAGAGGUGAAAGUGCGCAGAACUGGCAACAGGACUGAAUCGGUGGACGGCCUCUACGCUCAGGUGAAGACGAAACCAGUCAACCCACAUUUCACCUAGCGAAACGUCGUCUCACAGAUAUGUUUGACUUUUUCUCUAAACUGUUCAAACGCAGACAGUUGUUUUCAUCUUAAACUGUAUGUUUCGGGUUUCCUUCCACAAACUAUUCACAGUAGUUUGCCAUUUGUGGAAAGCAAACUAUUGUGAAGGGCCUCAAAAGCACCGAUUUAGACGUACGCUUAGGUUUAUUGUCCAGGUAGACGACACAUUUAUGCCCAAGGUUUAACUUCCUGGUUGAUGUGUUGAGAUGUUGCUUCAAUAUUUCCACAAAUUGUUCCUUUCUCAUGAAGCCAUCUUUUUUUUUUUUUGAAGCGCACCACUCCCUCCUUCAGCAAAGCAACCACAUGCUUCCAUCUCCACGCUUUCGUCUUUCCUUUUUCCUCAAAAUGAAAUGUCAUUAUGUCCAAGCGCCUCAACUUCAACUUUAUCGGACUUCUGUCUUUUCAUGCAAUCUCUGUCAAUUUUCCGAUCGUGUUAUGCGGGUCCACUUCUAACGACGCUCUCUUAUCCAGAGCACCUUUCAGAGAAACCCGCGCAAGGAAGGUUAUAGGGGAAAUACUUGCUCUAAAAUGGACAACUUUGAUUUUGAAGGGAGAAAAGUGACUCCGUGCUUGCAAUGGCCACAUAUUCACAGAUCAUGUACUAAUGAAUGAACCAGUCACAAAUGAGUCAUAAUUGAUUUAUGCUGUAAAUAGAUUUUCACUUAAAUUUAAACAACAAGAAAAAAUAUUGCUCAAGAGAUGCAAGUAGGUAUGGUACCUAGUGGCUAAGACUGUCAUUAUUUAAUGCUUGAAAUAUUAGAUUUAUUUGCGUGAAAGAAGGAAAAAAUGAAACAUCUGGCAGUUGUUGUAAUAAAAUAACUUUAAAACAAAUGUCUACUUUGAUAAAAGAUUUGUAUUUGUAACGGAUGCAAAAAAAAUAGCAGCCGUUGGAUUAAAUACAUUUAACUUUAACUCAAAAGCCUUUAAAAUGGAUAUGGUUUUAGCUGCAGAUUUCCAUAUUCAUACAGGAAACGGGAGGCAGGUUUGGGUUCUGAGGAAGUUUCCAUUACCUCUUCUCUUGUCUUCCUCGCAAAAUAUAAUUAAAAGGUUUAAAUAGAACAAACUUUAUUUUGUCAUUUUGUUUCAGCGCAUGACUAUGGUGAUCUUAGAGUUGUCAGAAUCCUCUUUGUGUGAAAUAAGUUGAUUGUCUGAUUUUGGGUCAGUUUUCUUAGUCCCUGACAGUAUUUAGCUUAGUUUGCACUGAUUCUUUUUUUUAAACCUGUAGUUAAACAUCUGUUAUGGAAUAAAACUAAGCAAAUUAGAAGUAGGUGAACAUAACAAAUACCAUAGAAGGUUAUAAUUCAUUUGCUUAAGUGUAGAAAAAUGUGUCUUACAGUCACAAACGUAAAGGUAAAACCUGAUUUCCUUUGCAUUUCAUUGAAAACAUAAUAGAAAAUUAGACUUUUAUGCUGUUUUCUGACCAAGUAGAGGGCUCUGCCUAGUCUUUACAUUAGAGCCAAAAGCAUCGGAAAAAGGGAACUGGAAAAUAAUGUUAGGAAAGUUAUUAGAAAACUGAAAUCUAGUGUCAUGAAUUUGAAUUAGAUGUGAGACGCAAAAACCAAAUGAAUCGAUGAAGAAUUUCCAAAUAAAGCUGUAAACCAAGCAGGGGAAGGAAUGUAACUUUAAGCUAAAAUAAUUACACAAAAAACCAGAAAAUGUUGUUUUUGUGGGCUUUGAGCCUGGUUUUCAGUUUGCUGAAGAUAAAAGAUAAAAUAUCUUGCUAUUUUAUCUCAAAACACGAGCCUGAAACUUGAAACUGAAUGCAGUUCGUGUCUGCCUCAAACCUACGUUGGUUGUGUGGUUUCAAAUUAAAAUAAAAAUUAACGAAGUUGGUCACUGGUGUUUCUGUUUCUCAUUUUAAGCAGACAAGAAGUGAAAAUAGGACUGUUUAUGUCAAUGUCCUGUGGGAAAUGUUUUCUUCAACCAUCUAUCAGUCUUCGUUCACAAAUUGUGAAACUUCCCUUUUUCCAGAGAGCUUAUUGACAAGGACACGAAUGUAAAAAUGUAUUAGGUGUCAACCUUAUACUGUAGGAGGGCUACCAAUGUCUAUUUCAACUUCACCACAAGUCUACUAUAUGUGUGAGAGUGAAUGACGUAAAAAGGAGGCUUGAUCUUUCAACCCACCACAACCUUGCAAGAAAACAUGAAUACAUAAUGUGUUUGUAGUCCAGGUUUAUUUAGGAGCUCCAAAAUAAACCUGGGUCCAUUUGUAACUUUGAGAGUUGCAUUUGUCUUUAUUUGGUGGUGGAAAAUUAAGGCUCUCAAAGACAACAGAUUUUAAAUGGGGAUUAAAAUGAGGAAACAAAGUCCUAAUAAUGAACUGUAUUUAUGAGGAGUGUGAUACAGACCUAGGAUUCUAUAGCGUUACAUUUGUGCCAACAUUUUGAGUGCUAAUGUUUACUUUCCCUCAAGUAAACAUUAGCAUGCUAAUCAUGCUUUUGUUUUUUACAUGUUGUUAAGAUUGCAAUAAAUAUGAUGAUUUUUCAAA